Messenger RNA from Drosophila novamexicana, 3623 nucleotides. Its product is annotated as myogenesis-regulating glycosidase. Gene Ontology annotation, biological process: carbohydrate metabolic process. NCBI's taxonomy places the organism in Eukaryota, Metazoa, Arthropoda, Insecta, Diptera, Drosophilidae. The record is from RefSeq and is a predicted model, not a curated record. The transcript has 6 exons. The coding region runs from base 86 to 2884 and encodes 932 amino acids. Gene Ontology annotation, molecular function: hydrolase activity, hydrolyzing O-glycosyl compounds.
CACGUACAUAAGCCCCGUGUUCGACGUGCACAUAUAUAUAUAUAUAUAUAAGUAUAUAUCGCGCGUGUAAACCUGGUUAGGGAGCAUGUCACAGACGCCGCUGCGUGCCGCGCAGGCGCUCAACGGGCAGGCUCAGGCGCUGCCCUAUGCAGACGAGCAGGACGAGGCGGUGGCGGAGGAGGAGGAGGAGGAGGCGCAGGCAAAGCUGCUGCCCGUGCGCAAACAAUCGCUGGGACAGCGUCGCAAUGUGGAGCUGCCGCAUCUGCUGGUGCUCAAUGAGCGGCCCGUUGAGCCGGAGAUGUGUUCCCUAAACUCUGGCACGCCCACGCCGCCAGCGGAGCGGGAGCGGGAGCGGGAGCGGGAUCACUUCGGACCUGGACUGCGUCGCAAUUCCAUAUCGCUGCCGCAGGGCAUUAAUUCGCUGGAUUUGGAGGCGUUGCGUUUGCGGCAUCAGAUGCAGGCGCAGGAGGCGCUGCACGAGGAGAGCCAAACGGAGAGUAUGGUCGACGAUGCCUCAGCCUCCAGCAUGGGCACGCCCACAACGAUUAUGGUGAUUCCCAAAGCGAAUGACAAUGCCAAGCAGGAGGACGAUGACAGCAGCGAUGAGUUUGGGAAUGCCAAGAAACCCGUCCAUAGGGAUCGCUUCCGCAGCCGCAGACGCGCCUCGAUUGCACCGCUGCCCGCCCUCCGACUGAACAGCAAGGAGAUGUUGGCCAGCGAUUUUGACACCCACAGCUUGGCCAGCAACCAGGCCUCGAUCACAAGCGUCAACUCGUUGGCCAGUUUGCUGCGCGAGAAGAUGCAGGCCUUUCCACAGCUGAUACGGAAAAAGAAGCGCGAGACAAAGGACUACAAGAUCAAGAUCUUUGUGAUCAUAAUGUUCUUCAUCAUUAUCUUUCUGAUUGGCUAUGCGUACAUUGCGUACCAUCACCAGGUGCUGACCCGAAGCUAUUUCCAGAAGAUCAAGUUCAAUUCGAAGGAUCGCAUCUUUCGCAUACUGAGCCACGAGGACAAGGAGGUGAUAUCCGGCCACCUGGGCGUCACACUGGACAGCGACACGGCGCCGUUCCACUGCCUGGAGAAUCAUCGGCGCAGCGACGGCAGCGUCUGCAUCGAGUGGAACGGCAUUGCCCGGCUCCACCUGAACUUCGAGGACAAGCAGGUCUUUCGCUGUUAUACGCUGCAAUGGCAGGCUUUGAGGCCGGGCCUGUUGCCCACCGAUUGCUACGAGCUGAAGCGGGACAAUGGCUUGUGGUUUGGCGGCGGCAUCACCAAGGGCCAGGAGUGGUCCCUCAGCUAUGCGAACUUUGACUUUAUGCCCUACGCCAGCGGCGAUCACAAGGUACAUCAGUUCGGCAACGCGGUCAAGCGCUACUUCAUCAACUCCAUAGGCGUGGCGAUGCAGGUGAGCGAACGCACGCCUCUCCAGCUGGGCAUCAAUCGCACCGAGAACCAGUUCUGCCUGCGGGCGGCCAACGAUGAUUUCACCUUUGUCAAUCGGCUGACGCCGCUGCCCCAGCUGGACUACAAGAUCUGCACGACGGAGGAUAUGCGCAGCCUGCAUAUGCUGAUGACACAGCAGAGCCUCUGGGAUGGCCUGACCGAGCAGGAUAUUGCGGAGCUGCAUUCGCUGCUGGAGGAGCCCGUCUGGCGUAUACCGAAUCAGGCGCAGCGCGACAAUCUGAACGAAUCAAUUAUCUGUGACUAUUCGGAGAAUGCCAUUGCCAUGGGCCUGGGUCACAUUGUCAUCAAUGAGUUCUGGCAGGAGAAUAUUGGCGAUUUCACUGUGGAUCGCGUCCGCUUUCCCACGCUCAAGGACACCAUCGAUGUGCUGCAUCGGCGCGGCUUUAAGGUCGUCUUCACCAUCCAGCCGUUCAUCAGCACGGACAGUCCGAACUUUAAGGAUGCGGUCGCCCGCAAGCUGCUCAUCUAUGAGCGCUACUCGGAGCGCAGCAUACCGGCCCUGACGCGCUACAAGAGCAGCUCCAGCGCCGGCGUUCUGGACAUUACGAACAAUGCCUCGGUGCCCUGGCUGCUGGAGAAGCUGCAGCGGCUCAAGGAUGAGUAUGGCGUAAAGAGUUUCUAUUUGGACUUGGGCACCGGCUACAAUCUGCCGCAUUACUAUCAAUGCCGCCAGCCGCUCGACAAUCCGGACAUGUAUGCACGCAUGCUGACCAGCAGCCUGGAGAGCGCCGGACUCAUGGCCGUCUCCACGGCCAGUGUGGUGCCAAAGCCGCCAACAUUCCUGAGCACGCCGCCGGCGAAUGCCACGUGGGAGGGUCUGCGGGAUACGCUGGCCGCAGUGCUCAAUUAUGGCGUCAUCGGCUAUCCAUUUGUGCUGGCCGGCGCCAUUGGCGGCGACUAUUUGCUGCAGCGUCCGCUCACCAAAAUGGUCUCGUUCUAUUCGCUGGCACAGCCGCCGCUGCCGGAUGCCGAGCUCUUCAUACGCUGGCUGCAGUUGGCCACAUUCCUGCCAGCGAUGCAGUUCAGCCAUCUGCCGGAUGAGUACCACAGCGAGCUGGUCACACGCGUCGCCCAGGAGCUGAAGGAGGUGCGCCAGACGGUGGUCAUAGCGCUGCUCAAGAAAUAUCUCAGCCCCUCGAUGAACGAGGGCCUGCCGCUGGUGCGUCCGCUCUGGAUGCUCGAUCCCCAUGAUCCUGCCUGUCUCAUUGUCAGCGAUGAGUUCUCCGUCGGCGAGGAGCUAAUCGUGGCGCCCAUCUUGGAUGCCGGUCUCGAGGAGCGUGAGGUUUAUUUGCCGCAGGGCGUCUGGAAGGACGGCAUCGAUGGCUCUCUGCGCAAGGGCAGCCGCUGGAUGCACGGCUAUCGUGUGCCCAAGGACAAGAUUGCCUAUUUCCGCAAGAUGCCCGACAAUACGCGCUUCUAAGCGUCCACAGCUCCAGCUUACACUCAUCUCUUGUUAUUUUAAUUGUGUAUUAUUAUUGUAUUUUUAUUUUUUUUUUUUCUGUUCUUAUCUCAAUAUACAAUAUAUAUAUAUAGAUAAUACUACAUACAUCAUAUAAACAAAUGUUGCCUAAGCUCUGGGCCUAGUUUCUAGAAUCCUUUUUUUUCCUUUUUUUCGUUUUGUAUUAAGUACAUUAUGUUAUGCCCUGCAUGCAUUAGUUAUUUGAACUAAAUAUAAACAAAGUUUAUCGUCGUUUUAAACAUGAUAUGCGCUUCCCAAAGUUAGCUCAGAUUUGAAAAUGUAUUAAAACUUAAAUAUUUGAUUUGAAAAAUGUAUUAUGGAAAAUUCGAAAGUCAAAUUAAAGUGCAAUUAGAGGGCAGGUUCCUCAAAAAAUGGAUACUUAAAAUUCUUCCUUAAGAAGUCGAUACUCAAAGGAAGCCUUUUGGAGGCCUUACAUAUAAUUCGAUAUUUUCCAUAAAUCACAACAUUUAUACACGAAAAGUGGACAAUUUUUAUUUAUAUUUCUCUGUUACUGGUUCCCUUUGAAGAAGCGAAAUCGAUUUAUCGAAAAUAUAUUUCUAUUUGCACAUCUCUAAUUGCCUUAGAUCGAUAUCUUGCGCAGCAUAUGCGCCAGAUGGCGCCACCUGCAGGGCACACGCAAAUUAUGAAUCGAUAAUUAUUAAUCGAUAACAUGACUUAUCAAUAACUACACGUAUAAUUC